CAAUGAUAUAAUCGAGGGUUUUCUAAAACAUAGUUUUUGCUGCCAACAUUCCUUCAGUAAAGUUUGGGUGAUUUGGUAGUGAAGUAUGGUAACAAUGUUAUAAGAGUGCAUCUGUUUCAUGUAUAAUCAAAAUUGUUGGAUAGGUUUGGAUAGUUUGGUUUGUAACAUAAUAAAAGAGUUUUGAAAAUUUGUCAAAGUAUUCAAAUAUUCACAUCUCAAGUGUUUCACUAAGAAAUUGAGAAAUCUUUAAAACAUGCGAUUUAUUCUGAAAAUUAAAAAGUCAUCUAAAAUAUUGUGUCUGUUUUGGUUCUUCCUUGCAUUUUCAAAAUGUCAAGAUGAUGUACAAAAAAGCAAUGGUGUACAAGAAACCGACGGUGUUCAAGAAAACGAUGGUGUAAAAAAUAAUGAUGUGCAAAAAAAAUUUGAUGAUGGUGAUGUAGAUAACGGUCAAGAUAAAGAGANGAUCUCAGAUGAUCUUGAUGAAAAUGAAAAUCCAUUGGGUGGAAUAUCAACAGAUUUAUUUGAAGAAGGCCCUAAGUCUGGAACAAAAUCUUCUAACAAACCAAUUAUAGAUGAAAAAGAUGAUGAAGAAAAGACAUUGAAUAACAGUCAAGAUGAUAAUACAAUUCCUCCGGGAGAUAAUCAAAAAACUAUAGUCGAUGACAAUAUGGAUAAGAAGAAAGAGAAUAGUCCAAUCACUUACAAAAAUUACUCAAGCUAUGAUGAAUAUCUAAAAGAAAAAGAGCAAAGAAAAGAUUGUUUUGAAAUCAAAAAACCAACUGAAGCCCGAUUUUUUUGUACAAUUUGGGACAAAUUGCCUUAUAUAUAUAAAAGAAUAAAAAAACGUUUUGUUGGAGACUUAUGUCAUGCAAUUGUUCUCGGGACUCCAUUGAUAAUCAAAAAAUCUAGAGUAGUAAUACCUGAAGACAAAUCAAAACAACUAAAAGAUAUUUAUGAUCUAAAAACUAAAGGUACACUUCUUAUGGUUAUAAUGAAACAUUCAAGUUAUGAAGAGUGGUCAAGUGUAUUACAAAAUGUAAAAAAAGAAGUCGAUAUUUUGAUAAAAUUUAUUAAGAAGUAUAAGAUUGACGGAAUACAGUUUUCAAAUUUGCAACCUACGGCACAAGAACAAUGGGAUGCGGAAAUGCUUUGUAAAAUAUUAAAAUUCUUUAAUUUGCUUAUCAAAACAACAAAAUUGAAAGGAAUACCAGAUUUCAAAAUCGGCUUAACUAUCAGUGCAUAUAGUCAAUCAAUUUCAACAAGUUUUCAAUCGUUCAAAGAUUUAAACAAGAUCGUAUACUGGUAUUCCAUUAACACGAUCUCCAUGAUAAAAUGUACGCCGGCUUAUUUGACGGGAACAUCACCGUUAGACGGUGAAAUUAGCUUGAAAAGAUCGUUAAAAACAUUGAUUGAAAAAACCAAUAUAGAAAAAACAAAGAUUGUUGUUAGUAUACAGUUAUAUCCGAAUAAACUUAACACAUAUCAACACUCAUCCUAUAUAGAAAUGUGUCAAUCAAAACCAAAAACAUGGAAAAGAUGGUGUGCUGCGCGUCCUGAACAUUUCCGUUUAAAGGGUCAGUAUUUACGGAACCUGAGCAUUUGGGGCAUCCAACUGUACUACAUGGACUCGGACGACUAUAAAUCCAAAUGCAAAUGCUAUAGUUUCCCCAUGAUCCGCGCACUUCUACGGGGUUUGAUCAACAUGGACGAGCCAGAGUACUGUUCAUUCCUGGGCGAGGUCGAAAACCAACCAGCCGCGUGCACCAUACCCAAAAUAUAAGUAGAAAAAUUAGAAUUGAAAGUAGGCUGAACGCACAACAUUAAAUCAAUAGUGCUACGUGCAAUGUACAUUUUACGUGUAUUAUUCUAGCGAUUAAAAUAGCGUCCCGUGGUGUCAAC
This is a messenger RNA of Sipha flava (yellow sugarcane aphid), 1899 nucleotides long. RefSeq lists its product as uncharacterized. The coding region runs from base 254 to 1780 and encodes 508 amino acids. The record is from RefSeq and is a predicted model, not a curated record. NCBI's taxonomy places the organism in Eukaryota, Metazoa, Arthropoda, Insecta, Hemiptera, Aphididae. The transcript is spliced from 10 exons.